AUGGCAAUACCUGUACUAUUCUCUUGGAUCCCACUAUUCAAAAGAAAAUACGAUUUAUCGAUUGAAGAAGAAGAAGAAGAAGAAGACACUGAUGAGUCUCGCCCAUCUCCUGCACUAGUUCAACUCCCGGUCCAUUUCAUAAUCGGAUCGAUCAAGGAUCAAUUGCCCAUUAUGAAAUAUGGCUCCUUGAUUGAAGAAGGUGGUUCAGGUUCACCAUCAUGUGCAGUGUGUUUGAGUUCAUUGAGUGCAAGUGAUGAGAUCAGAAAGCUCUGCAAUUGUUCUCAUAUUUUUCAUAGAGACUGCCUUGAUGGUUGGGUUGAUCAAGGCCACUUGACUUGCCCUCUGUGCAGGUCCAAUCUAUUGCCUGAUCAGAUUCAUGGGAAACUGAAGAGCAACUGCCAAGAUGAUCCAUGGAGGAGGGAGAGGAUGAUUUACUUGUUUGGAGAAGAUUUUGUUUUCAGUAACUCUUGA
This is a messenger RNA of Camellia sinensis, 471 nucleotides long. The record is from RefSeq and is a predicted model, not a curated record. NCBI's taxonomy places the organism in Eukaryota, Viridiplantae, Streptophyta, Magnoliopsida, Ericales, Theaceae.